GCGGAAACCCGGUAGCGAAUGGGCGAGGGUGGGCCGUGACCCGGUAACUGUCCGUCAUCGAGGCGCACGGGGGCGGGGGAGAAAAUACGUAUUGUGUAGGUUCAAAAGAUCCGACAUGGACACGCGCUUCACCAGAGGCAAGUCUCCCAUCCUGGAGCGCUCGCUAACUCGUCCAAAGACUGAGGUCAGCCUGAGUGCAUUUGCUCUGCUCUUCUCCGAGAUUGUACAAUACUGUCAGAACCGAGUGUACUCUGUGUCAGAGCUGCAGAACAAGCUGUCUGAGCUGGGUCAGCAGGUCGGCAUGCGUAUCCUGGAUGUGCUGGUGAUGCGCGAGAAGAAUGGCAAGCGUGAGACCAAGGUCAUCAACAUGCUGCUCUUCAUCAAGGUCAAUGUAUGGAAGGCACUGUUCGGCAAGGAGGCUGACAAACUGGAGCAGGCCAAUGAUGAUGACAAGACCUACUACAUCAUUGAGAAGGAGCCCCUCAUCAACGCUUACAUCUCAGUGCCCAAGGAGAACAGCACGCUAAACUGUGCCUCUUUCACUGCAGGCAUUGUGGAGGCCAUUCUUUCUUACAGUGGCUUCCCUGCCAAGGUCACUGCUCACUGGCACAAGGGCACCACGCUGAUGAUCAAGUUUGACGAGUCGGUCAUCGCGCGAGAUAAAGCUCUGGAUGGACGCUAAGCUUCCGCCCGACUCACUCUGCCCUGUUUAGGUGUAUCCUCAGCCCUCCCCUUUCUCUUACUACACUGUCCACCAUCCUGCCCUUCUCAAACCAAUGAAUGUCUGCUUCAUGUUGUAACAUUGAAAUAAUCUUGCCUUCAGCCCUCACUGACCUUUCUAACUUCCAAGAUUCUGCUAUGGUCAGGCCUCUGUUCCUGGCUCUGUCCUGCAGUAGCCUCCCCUGUGCUGUGGGACCUGACCGAUACAAAUCGUAUCUGAAAGAAGGCCAGCUCUUCCAAGUGUUUGCACUAUCUGAACUUGUAUGGAAAAGUUAACAGUUAUAAAAUCAAAUUGCAGAGAUGGUGGCAAAACUCUCUUUUGUCUGGGAGGCUGCCACGAUUUAGGAAUCAUUCUCACCUUGAUAAUAGUUGGCAUGAACAGUGGGACAGGAUUUUACAGAUUUCAGUUUUAAUCCCCUGAAAAGGACCACUGAAUGUGGGAUAUGGGAUAUUUCUGGAAAUUGGCAAACUGAUCCCUCUGCAUCUAGGGCUGAUAUUGUCUCACUGGGACAUUGUGGAGGAAGCUUCUUUCUCUGUUUAACCCUGUGUGUAAUUGCUUUGGGAGUGUUUGGGAGGUGGGGCCGCUGGAGGGGAAUGUUUGGGUACAGGAAACUUUAUACUGUGUCAACCCAAUGGCAUACCUGUGCUGAGGGUGUUCCAAGUGUAGAGGGAGCUUCAUUUCUGGUUUAAAGUAGUAGAUGGACCUGUACUCUGUAUCUAACCCUCUGCUGUCCCUGUCCUGGGAGUGUUUACUGGCACUGCAUACCUGAAACCACUCACAUUUGACAAUAGAUUGCUUUGUUUCUCUUCUUUUAUUGAAGAACUGUGAGAUGGUUGGGUGUCUGAGUUGAGGGUUUGUUUCCCAGUGUUAUGUUGAGGUGGUUCAUUUGUCCGAUCUCCAUGUGAAGUUAAUCCUUUUACUUGAACCCAGCCCAAGCAGAAAAUAGAACUAUGAACAACUGUGUAUAUUAUUUCAAUAAAUCCAAUAAACAAAAUAAAUUUAUGUGAA
Messenger RNA from Chiloscyllium plagiosum (whitespotted bambooshark), 1729 nucleotides. RefSeq names its product trafficking protein particle complex subunit 5 (gene trappc5). Gene Ontology annotation, cellular component: TRAPPIII protein complex; TRAPPII protein complex; TRAPPI protein complex. NCBI's taxonomy places the organism in Eukaryota, Metazoa, Chordata, Chondrichthyes, Orectolobiformes, Hemiscylliidae. The record is from RefSeq and is a predicted model, not a curated record. Gene Ontology annotation, biological process: endoplasmic reticulum to Golgi vesicle-mediated transport.